AUGAAUCUCGAAACGGCAGACAUCAGAAUCGGCAACGAUUUGCACUUUCAAAUCCAGCACUUUGACGAUCCUGUGGGAUGGAAGAAUUAUUGCAAGACCUACGCCGGCGUGGGCGGUGCCUUGAGCGUUGCCCAGCUAAGACUGAGCACACAGCCGGAGACUACCAAUGCUUCCAAACAGCCGCCUGUCUAUGUUCAGGAUCGCCGGCUGGGGAGGGGAGCAUAUGGUGAAGUAUACAGAGCUGUUGAAAGACGCACUGGCGAUGUGUAUGCCAUGAAACUGUACAACAAGCCCGAGAAAGCGCGGUGGCAAGAGCCGGCGACGUUGCAGCGCCUGAACCACGAACACAUUGUUCGGUACGUGGCGUACAACCACGUGUCCGGCCAGUCUCCGCAGCUCAUCAUGGAAUACGUCGAGGGGCUCAACCUCCAAGAAUACAUGGAUCCGAGAAACAACUACGCACCGCUGCGCAUGGGCGAGGCACGCGAAGUGCUGCGGCAGCUGCUCGAGGCAUUGGCGUACCUCCACGGCAAAAAGGUCACGCACAGGGACGUCAAGCCCGCCAACAUCAUCCUGGUGAGCCGCAAUCCCAUCCAUACAAAGCUCGUCGACUUUGGCUUUGCCACCGACGUGUCGUCGUUUAAAACAAACUGCGGCACGCCCUUGUACCUCGCGCCCGAGCUCUUCACGCGGCGCGGGCGCUGGUCGAACAAGGUGGACAUCUUUGCGAUGGGCGUUGUCGCUCUCAAUCUGCUGGGGAUUUCGGUGGACCUCACAAACGCCACCGGACCAUGGGACUGCCUCCGCGCUGUCCUGCGGCAGAGACAGCUGCUCGCCGCCACCAACCAGUCCCCCCCAGCACAGUAUGACCUGGUCGUCCGCCUGCUUGCGGACCGUCCUGAUGACCGGCCGUCGGCACGCGAGUGCCUGGCCCACGGGUUUUUCCAGGACAGCUCCGAUCUCGACGACGCUCUGGACACCCAUGGCCUUGUCCCAGACCUGCAAACGCAGAUCUUCCUCCCUGGCCAAUGGCAUGGCGAGGGACACGACGCAUCUGAAAUCGCCACCGAAAUCGCCGACACCCCCUCUGGUCUGCUCCCCGCAGAAGCAGAAGCGGCUUCGGGGCCAUCGCCGCUGCAAGACGAGGACGCCUCCACCUCUGGCAUUGCCGAAGAACUGGGUCCACACAAUAGCCGCCACGCUGCGUCGCUUUACGCGACAGCCAGGCACAGUGCUCGCCAAUCCUCGUCGUCUGUGGCAGAAGGACGGAAGCGCCAGAAGCAGUCGCAUGCUAUCACGUCACGAGGCGGCCGUCCUACACGAAGCGCCAGGUCCACAGCGCCAUCGCCGCCUUCCCCUCGGCGCCACCAUGCGUCCCGGUCGUCGAUAGCGAGUGUGCUGAGCGAUGCAACAAACCAACCAGGCUGGGAAUACAAUUCAUCGGGUAACGUUGUCGACACCGACAGCGAUAUCCUAGACACGGCCUCGUACGGGAGUGUGCAGCAGCAAUGGGCUUCAGAUGGCGGCCGCCAGGCCCCAGAGCAGACUGGGAACGACGAGGACGAGUCAGGGUUGGACUUGCACGACGGCUGCUGGUUGGACCCUAUGCAUGCCCUUGGUGGCUUCUCCUCUCUCGCUCGACUCGGACAGGAUGAUGGCCACGCCGCUGAGCCGGCGUCUGACACGACACCGAGCUUUUCGUCGCUGGGGGGACUUGACUCUCUGCACAGCCAGAACGGCGGCUUUGCUGGUGCUGUCGACACUGAAUAUGCAUUAGGUAGCGCACAUGGCAAUUCCGCUUCUCCACACGAUGAUGGCUGGUUCCAGUCAAUGCCCGGCGCCAGUGCAUCUUUGCGGCAGGAUGGUAAGCCGACCGAGCGAACGCCAACAGGAGACGCUGGCGAGAAUGCGCCAGAAGGAGGUGCUGACGAGGACGAAAACGCCAAUUCAGAGGAAGCCGAAGACGCGGAAGUGGAGGGGGAAGUGCAGGACGAAGCUGCUGAUGAUGACGAAAUCAACGGCAACGAUAAUGGCAAUGUUGACAACGGCGACCACGACCACGACAACGACGAUGCUGCCAAUGAUGACGGCUAUGAUGAGGGAAGCAACGAAGAACACGGAAACGACGAGUACGGCGAAGAUUCGAGAGUGGAAGAACUGCCAGGCAGCGACGCCCGAGCCACCAGCAGACCUAUUCGGCGCAGGAAAUCAACGUCGUGA
Messenger RNA from Sporothrix brasiliensis 5110, 2220 nucleotides. RefSeq lists its product as uncharacterized. The coding region runs from base 1 to 2220 and encodes 739 amino acids. NCBI's taxonomy places the organism in Eukaryota, Fungi, Ascomycota, Sordariomycetes, Ophiostomatales, Ophiostomataceae. Gene Ontology annotation, biological process: mitotic DNA damage checkpoint signaling; protein phosphorylation. The transcript has 2 exons. Gene Ontology annotation, molecular function: ATP binding; protein serine/threonine kinase activity. The record is from RefSeq and is a predicted model, not a curated record. Gene Ontology annotation, cellular component: nucleus; cytoplasm.